This is a messenger RNA of Rubroshorea leprosula, 1088 nucleotides long. The record is from the annotation of a GenBank genome assembly. NCBI's taxonomy places the organism in Eukaryota, Viridiplantae, Streptophyta, Magnoliopsida, Malvales, Dipterocarpaceae.
UGGGUUUUUGGUCUGAUAAGUGGAUUGGUGUUAAAAGUCUUAGGGAUUUGUUCCCUAGGUUAUUUGCUCUUUCUGUGAAGAAGGAUGGAAAGGUUUUUGAGAUGGGGAGUUGGGAAGAGGGUAGAUGGUGGUGGAGGAUGGAGUGGAGGAGGGAUACAAUAGGGAGAGAGAAAGAUGAGGAGGUGCGGUUGGAGAAGGUGCUGGAGGGUGUCAAACUAAAGGAGGGGGCAGGGGAUGUUUGGAAGUGGAUUCAUGCGACGGAUGGCAAAUAUGGGGUGAAGAUAGCGUAUGAUUUUCUAGCUACUUCGGAGGGUGUCUUGGAGAACCAGAUGUGUAAACUAAUAUGGUGUAGAUUGGUGCCAUCCAAAGUGGCUUUUUUUGGGUGGCGUUUAUGCUUAGAUAGACUCCCAACUAAGGAUAACUUGCAAAAACGUGGGAUAGUGUUACAGGAGGGGUUUCUCUACGAUUUCUGUAAGGGGAAGGUGGAGGAAGUAAACCAUUUAUUCUGUUUGUGUUAUAAUGCAUGGUUAGCGUGCACUCAGGUGUUGAGGUGGUGGGGUUUGGAGUCUGUUUUUCCUAAUACAGUUAGGGGAAUGGCAGAUUUUUUCAUUGGAAGUUUGGGCAGAUUAGUUGGAAAAGAGAUGGGUUCAUGUAUUUUCCUAGUGGUCGCCUGGUUUCUAUGGUAUAGUCGGAAUGUUCUAGUGUUUAGAAAAGAUGAGGGUUUGCCAGAGAACUUGAUGGAAAGGAUGCAAGUUAAAACAUUUAUAUGGAUUAAAGCCAAAGUCAAUGGCUGUGGUUUCUCUUUUUACGAAUGGCAGACUUACCCAAUGGAGUGUGCAAUGGCUGUCAAAAACCAUAAAAGGUUGCGGAAGCAGUUCUUUAAAGCUUGUGUGCCGCUGAGAUGAUGGCUAGGCGGGUCUGUUUUGUUUCAUAAAUGUAGUAUGUGGGCUUCUGUGGAUUUUUGUUUGUGAUUAGUAUGUUGUAUCAGUUGCUGGUUUUCAGGAGAUUGGCUCUCUUCUAUUGUGGUUACCAUUUUUUGUAUAUGGGCAGGAGCACCCCUUGUGCUUCAUUAAAUUAAAUUUUCUUUG